This is a messenger RNA of Mytilus californianus (California mussel), 1680 nucleotides long. Its product is annotated as glucose dehydrogenase [FAD, quinone]-like. The record is from RefSeq and is a predicted model, not a curated record. Gene Ontology annotation, molecular function: flavin adenine dinucleotide binding; oxidoreductase activity, acting on CH-OH group of donors. NCBI's taxonomy places the organism in Eukaryota, Metazoa, Mollusca, Bivalvia, Mytilida, Mytilidae. Bases 1 to 1680 code for a protein of 559 amino acids. The transcript is spliced from 10 exons.
AUGUUCUUGGGAAGCUCCAUGGUAGCAGUCUUUGCCAAUGCAACACUGCUCAACUACCUAUCAACACAACUGCCUGUGCAAAAAGAUCCAGAUGGAAUCUUUGAUCAGCCUUUCAAGAAGUACUACAAUUACAUCGUAGUUGGUGCUGGAUCAGCGGGUAGUAUUAUUGCAACUAGGUUGUCCGAAGACCGAACGAAUGUAUUAUUACUGGAAGCUGGAGGAUCUGAUCUGGAAAACGAAUUUACCCGAAUACCAUUACAAUGGCUACGAACAUUAGAUUCAAAGGAAAAUUGGAGUUUUGACACAGUACCACAAAAGUAUUCUUUUAUGUCAGAGGCUAGCCGGAAGACCAAAGGCAAUUGCGGUAAAGUGUUGGGCGGUACUAGCAGUAUCAAUGCAAUGUAUUACAUUAGAGGAAGUCGUUAUGAUUAUGACAAGUGGGAAAAAGAAGGUUGUACUGGAUGGGGUUAUGACGAUGUUUUACCAUACUUCAAAAAGUCAGAAGAUAUUCAAAUUCCAGAACUUAUUAAUUCCUCGUAUCAUGGACAUGGAGGUCCCUUGGUUGUUACAGAAGGACAUACGGCUCCACUAGAGUUCCUUCAUAGGUUAGCAGCUAAGGAAAAAGGCUUGCCAGUCACUGACUGUAAUGGUUUUAAUCAAACUGGAUAUUGUGCGAUACAGGCAAACAUAAAAAACGGCGAACGUUGUUCUUCAGCAAGUUGUUUUCUAAGACCUAAAUUGCACAGACGAAAUCUACAGGUUGCUACCAACAGCCACGUUACAAAGAUUAUUAUACGAAAUGGCAAAGCCAAAGGUGUUGUUGUACUGAAAAAUGGAAAGAAGACACGAAUCUAUGCCAGGAAAGAAGUUAUCAUUUCUGCAGGAGUGUUUGGAUCACCAAAACUCCUGUUAUUGUCUGGCAUAGGACCAAGACAUCAUCUGAAAAAGUUAAGGGUACCACUGAAAGCUGAUCUACCAGUCGGUGAAGGAAUGCAAUAUCAUAUGCAAUACUUUUUCCAGUACUCAAUUACUACAUCUAUGAAUAUGAACCAAGAAAAGGCUUUAGACCAACAAUCCAUUAUGGACUAUAUAUUUUACAGGACAGGGUUUUAUUUUUCACAGGGAGUUUUUGGUGAAACGUUUCGAUCAACUGAUGUUGGAUUUGCAGUAAAUAUAUGUAAACUUCACCAUAAAAGCAGAGGAACAGUUCGACUGAGAAGCAAGAAUCCAAUGGCGCCUCCUCUUAUAGAUCCGCAAUAUUUAGCAAAUCAGGAUGACGUUGAUUCUUACGUAAAAGUUAUAAGAUAUAUGCAAGAAUUUGCAAACAACUCGGCAUGGAACAGCAUAGGAACUACAUUUAUCAGGCAAGAAGAAUGUACAUCUUUCUGCAAAGCAUUUACUUUUGACACAGAUGACUAUUGGAAAUGUAUGAUUCGCCAUUAUGCAACCCAUUCUAAUCAUCAAGUUGGUACUUGUAGAAUGGGAGCUCUUCGUGAUAAAACGGCUGUUGUAGACCCACAUUUGAGGGUGAUAGGAAUUAAAAAUCUAAGAGUUGCAGAUUCGUCAGUAAUGAGAAAUGUUCCGUCCGGCAACACGAACGCUGCAACAAUGAUGAUUGGAGAAAAAGCUGCUGACAUUAUUAAAAAGAGCAGACAUACAAAAUUCUAUUAUCACAAAUGA